Molecule: messenger RNA, 4839 nt
Organism: Nematostella vectensis (starlet sea anemone)
Lineage: Eukaryota; Metazoa; Cnidaria; Anthozoa; Actiniaria; Edwardsiidae
Product: glycine betaine reductase ATRR
Exons: 28
Coding region: 282-4154 (1290 amino acids)
Molecular function (GO): phosphopantetheine binding; oxidoreductase activity
Source: RefSeq, a predicted model, not a curated record
CUUUGCACAAUCUUCUUCCCUAUGUUUUUUUUUUAUCAGUAUUCAAUUUCUAAGGAUAAAUCUUAUAAACAAAUAUCAACUUUAAUUCAGGUAAAAUUUAAAAACUUAAGAUGGUUAUAUAUUGUUUUCAAGUUGCUAGUGAAUAGGUAGAAUUUUUAGUACCACGUGGUCAUAACAACAGUUCGAAGUUUGACUCAGUUGGAUUAUGAACUGUUAGCGGGGAAUAAACAGAUCUAUAUCACGAGUAAUUCCACAGGAAUCCUCCGCCAACUCUUGCCAAGAUGGACUACGAGAAAUAUGGUUGCCUUCAUGAAAUUUUUACUCGACAAGCCUUGAAAACCCCAGAGAAAACUGCGGUAGUUUGUGACGAUGGAAGACAUUUGAAUUUCUCAGAGUUGAAUCGACUUACUGAUAUCCUAGCUUCAAAUCUUCGCCAUAAGGGAUGCGGUAAGGACAAGGUUGUUGGGAUAUACAUGGAAAGAUGUUUGGAGUAUCCAAUUGCUUAUAUUUCUGCCCUGAAAGCCGGCGGUGCUUAUAUGCCUUUGGAAUUAUCAUAUCCGGAAAACUUGCUAAAAUCAAUUUUCGAGGACUCGAGCCCGGUAGCAAUUAUUACUACGGACGAACUGAAGAGCCGACUUCCCUCGAGUGUCCCAGUUCUUGUGUUGUCGAAAGGCUGGGAUGAAAGACUGCAGAAGGAAAAUAAAGAACUUGGGUAUUUACCCCCGGUUGAAUCGAGCCUCGAUGAUUUAGCCUACGUGGUUUAUUCAUCGGGAACGACAGGAAAACCUAAAGGAAUUGCAUGUCCUCAUCGCGGUGCUGUGUUUUCCUAUACAUGGCGGUUCACCAACUACCCAUACAAGGACGGAGAAAGAGUGGCUUGCAACGUGUUUUUCGUUUGGGAAAUGCUGCGAAGCUUGCUUGUCGGUAUACCUCUCUAUGUAAUCCCAGACGAUAUCAUUUAUGACCCACCAUUGCUUUUGAGGUUCUUACAAAAACACAAGAUUACAAGAAUUUUGUUCACGCCAUCAUUGUUUGAGGCCAUUUUGAAUUAUGAAGAGGAAGACAUCAACAGCUAUUUGUCAUCACUGCAAGUUGUAUGGCUUUGUGGGGAGGUUGUUACCUCAGCUCUACGGGACCGUGCAAUGAGGGCAAUUCCUCAGAUUAAGCUUCUCAAUCUCUACAGUAUCUCAGAAUGCCAUGAUGUUGCUGUUGCUGAUCUGACAAAUAUGAAAUUCCAGGAAGAGCUCCCAGAAAAAGAUGAAAACAAGCGCAAGUUUUGUCCAGUUGGCAAACUGCUUCCUGGUGUCCAGAUUGUGAUUAUGGACAAGAAGAUGAAGCCAUUACCUGUUGGGCUGCCAGGAGAGAUCUUUGUUGGAGGUCCAACCCUAGCACGUGGCUACCUAAACAGACCAGAGCUGAACAAAGAGCGCUUCAUUUCCAGGCCUGCGUCAGUGCCUGCUAGUGUCGGGGAGCGUCUGUACAGUACUGGGGACUGGGGCUAUAUGCUCUCAAGUGGCGCUCUUGAGAUCUGUGGGCGGUGUGAUUCCAUGGUCAAGAUACGAGGGUACAGCAUUGAGAUACAGGCCGUAGAAGCAGCUCUUCUGCAGCUCCCAAUGAUUAACGCAUGCGUGGUCCUGGCACUUGGAGAAGAAGGGACCGAUAAGUACCUUGUGGCGUAUGUAGUUCCUGAAGGCAAGGUGACCAAGAAAGACAUCCGGGCUACUCUGAAGACUCGUCUCCCCUUCUACAUGAUCCCCGCGCACUUUGUGCUGCUUCAAAGUAUUCCCGUGGCGCCAUCUGGUAAACUGGACAAAAAGAGACUCCCACCCUUUGACUACGAUGACGGGGAUGAGGAGGGCACGCCCAGCACCCCUACCGAGAAGCUCCUGGCCGAGAUCUGGUGCGAGGUGCUAUCCCUUAGGACAGUGGACGUGCAGGAAAGCUUCUUCGACUUGGGAGGUCAUUCGUUGUUGGCCACACGGCUACUCUCCAAGCUGCGUGACAAGCUGUCAAUCAAUCUCACUGUGAAAGACUUGUUCGAGUACCCGACGAUCGCCGACAUCGCGCACUUGAUUGACGACAAGCUGGAGCAACACGGCGACCACAAGUACAAGAGCCCGUCAAUGGAAGCUGAGAUUGAUUUGAAAAGCGAAGUUGACACUCACGACCCUGGAUUUGUCAACAUGGACAUGAUUCUGCGCGCCUUCUGGCGGUCUGCAAACUUUCUCAACACCAGAAGAUGGAAUCGUGGCCGCGUCCUUCUUACCGGAGCCACCGGAUUUCUCGGCGUCUUUCUGCUGAGGGAUCUGCUCAGACAUACCAAGGUGCACAUUUUCUGCGUGGUUCGCGAGCUACCGGAGAUGACGUGCAAGAGUCGGCUGCGAAACGUGCUACAGCAGUACAAAAUCCUCCCAUUACUCCAGAACGGUCACCAGAUGACUGAGGAGGAGCGCUACCUGGACUAUGGCUUCGAGCACAGGGUUAUUGCCAUAAAAGGUGACGUGUCGCUCAUGAAUUUGGGGAUGAGUGAGGAAGACUAUACAUUUCUUUCAUCUGAGAUCGACUUCAUCAUUCAUGCCGCGGCAUCGGUGAACAUGGUCUACCCCUAUCAGGCUUUAAGAGGACCUAACGUCAGUGGUACCCAGAAUGCUCUUCUCUUCGCCUGCAAUAGUAAAAUAAAGCCCAUGUAUUACAUAAGCACGGACGCGGUAUUUCCGCAUGGAAUGUCUGACUGCGCUGAGGACGCAGAUAUGCUACAGUUCGCCUCCAAGCUGACAGAUGGAUAUGCGCAGUCCAAGUGGGUGGCUGAACAACUAGUGAUGCGAGCCCGCGAGCGCGGGCUCCCUGUUACCAUCUACAGGCUCGGUAACCUGGCCGGCGACAGGAAGACCGCGCGCUGGAAUCCCAUGGAUUUUACGCUUCUAAUGCUAAAGGGUUGUGCAGAGACGCUCAAUGCCCCGGAUGUCGACUGGCAGGUGGAAAUGACCCCUGUGGACUUUGUGAGUGAGACGAUCGUCAAGAUGACCCAGGAGAUGACAUUGACUGUUGGUAAAGUGUUCCACCUCAUCAACCCACGACCUCUCGAGUCAAGGUGGUUGUUCGAAUGGAUGACUGUUCACGGAUACCCGUUGACUCUUGUGCCGUUUGCUGAAUGGAAGAAAAGUGUUGAAGAUCUUAGCAAGGCGGACACGUCACCCUCGCACAGCAUGCUGGUCAGGCUUCUGGACACGUGGAUAAGGGAUGCAUCGUUCUUUUCAAAGCUCAGCACCUACUCACAGAAUAAUUUUGAGGAAAUAAUGAAGCAUUUCCAGGUCAGCUAUCCACUCGUCACCAGCGAGCUGCUUAUGUCGUACAUCAAGUCGCUUGUCAAUCAAGCGGUGCUCCCACCGCCUAAGAGGAGCAUAAGAGGACCUCGCCCAUUGGAGGGACAGGUUGCUAUAGUAACAGGUGCUUCAAGUGGUAUUGGUGCCGCUGUUGCUAAGGCACUGGCAGAAGCUGGAGUUAAAGUUGCAUUGGCUGCACGCAGGGAAGAAAGACUCACUCAACUUCGUGAUGAGAUUAUAGCUAAUGGAGACGUUGCUAUAUCUGUCAAAACAGAUGUGACAAUCAAAGAGCAGAUGGAGAGUCUGGUCAAGAGGACAGAUAGUACUUUAGGACCUGUUGAUAUCCUGGUCAGCUGUGCAGGAGUCAUGUACUACCAGAUGAUGAAGAACUGUGCAAUGAAGGACUGGGAGCAAAUGGUUGACAUCAACUGCAAGGGCGUGAUGUUUGGUAUUGGAGCUGUUUUACCAGGGAUGCUUGAGAGAGCCAAAGGCCACAUCGUCACCAUCUCAUCCAGUGCUGGAAGAAAGGCCUUCCCAGGUCUUGCUAUUUACUCAGGGACAAAGUUUUUUGUGGAAGCGUUAUCUCAGGGUCUCAGGCAGGAGAUAGCAGGCAGUGGAGUGAAGGUCACAACGAUACAGCCAGGGGAUGUUGUCACGGAAAUUGGUCUCAAAACAUACGACAAGGAGGCUCAAGAAAAGUACGACAUGUCAGAGACAACAAAAAUCCUCGAGCCUUCAGACAUCGCCAACGCCAUUGUGUACGCAGUGACGCAGCCUCCUUACUGCGCUGUUAAUGAGAUUCUGGUCGAACCCAGGGACAAUCCAUGCUAGCAAGCGGAAGUCUGAAUCAGAGAACCAAAUUCAUAGAAAUCAUUGAGAACCCGCCGAUUUCUAAAAACCAUUGAGAACCCGCCAAUUUCUAAAAAGCAUUGAGAACCUGUCGAUUUCUAAAAAGCAUUGAGUACCUGCCGAUUUCUACCCUGGAUACCAUAGGCUCCAAGCUUCAAUAGAGCCGCGAAGCGGCGUCAAACGACCGAGCGAAGCGAUGCUAGGAGACUCUGGUACCCAGGGUAGCCGAUUCGUAGAUAGCAUCGUCGCUUUCAAGAAUUCUAAGGUUUAGCAAGACACCAAUCCUUCAAACAGGGGUUGCAGAUAGAGAGGACAUGCUUAAAAGUUUAAAAAUAUCUUACAUGGGUCGUUUAUAAUUAUAAAAAGACGCAUAAUAUAUAGGUAGCCUGAGGAAAAGGGAAGAGGGCAAGACGCGCCUUUUAAGAAAGAUGAAAUAAAGAAGCCUCCUCCACAUCUUUUGUCUUCGUACGAUGUCGACUCGUACCCUCUGACCGUUUUCGCUUGUUUUUCCCAGGCUAAAAUAUAGGGGGAAUUAGUCUUUUUUUUUUUUAAUGUGAUGGGUCUUUUGUAAAAUUUGCAUUCUAUUUGUGGUAUGUCUGAUCACAAAGAAUCAAAAUUCAAUAUACGCAAUUGCUAGUUUUUUUUAAUAAAUAUUUUUCAAAAUAAA